AUGCCAACGGCCGUCGAUGACACUAACAUCGGAUCGUAUCAGCAUCGCCAAACCUAUGGGGGGGAGGGGGCCGUUCUGCAGUCCGAGCCGCCCCCAAGUGCCCCCUUUUAUCCCAUCAAGAGACACCAGACGGGAGAGAAGCAAAAACGAACCCGCACCGGCGCCAACACCAAACGGUUCGACGCCAUUCCCAGUUGCGCCAAAAGGUCCGGCCGGCUGGAGCGGGCUCUCUACCCCGAGAUCUGGUAA
Colletotrichum tamarilloi is the source of this 249-nucleotide messenger RNA. RefSeq lists its product as uncharacterized. The record is from RefSeq and is a predicted model, not a curated record. Lineage: Eukaryota; Fungi; Ascomycota; Sordariomycetes; Glomerellales; Glomerellaceae. Bases 1 to 249 code for a protein of 82 amino acids. The transcript has a single exon.